This is a messenger RNA of Peromyscus eremicus (cactus mouse), 2882 nucleotides long. It is a transcript of the gene Znf707, whose product is annotated as zinc finger protein 707. The record is from RefSeq and is a predicted model, not a curated record. The transcript has 3 exons. Gene Ontology annotation, biological process: regulation of transcription by RNA polymerase II. Bases 1059 to 2057 code for a protein of 332 amino acids. Gene Ontology annotation, molecular function: DNA-binding transcription factor activity; RNA polymerase II cis-regulatory region sequence-specific DNA binding. Lineage: Eukaryota; Metazoa; Chordata; Mammalia; Rodentia; Cricetidae.
CGCCGCCCGGCUCGGGUGGGGGUUCUUAAUUGGUUGGCUGAAGUGGAAAUACCUACCCCGAAUGUGGGUAGCACCAUUUCACGAACUGUACCCUGCAUCAAAUGAAAAGGAAAGGGGGCUGAGCACAGGAAGCUUGGGAUUGUGGGUCAAAUUCUAGUGAGUGUUGUGGCUCGAGUCCUGCUAGACGGUUAACACUCUCAUUAGCAUCGCAGUACACCUAGUCAUUACUGUGCUGUUUGCUUAUCUUGUUGUCCUGACUACAGAAUCAAGAUUAUCUCUCGAUAGCAAUGGGAUGAGCACAGAGAAGGUCAUGCUCGCCUACAGCCAAACCACAACAGUGGCUAAUGAUGGUUCCUGGUCCUUCUUUUUUUGGUUCUGGUUUUUGUUGUUGUUUUUUUCAAGACAGGGUUUCUCUGUAUAUAGCUCUGGCUGUCCUGGAACUCUCUGGCCUCAAACUCAGAGAUCCACUUGCCUCUGCCUCCUGAGUGCUGGGAUCAAAGGUGUGCACCACUAUGACUCUGUUUCAUUUUCAAAUGGCACAGGACAAAUUGGAGAAUUGUAUGCCCCGCACCGUGAGGAUGUUUUCUGUAUCAGUGACUUUUCCUGUUGCAGUGACAUAGGCAGGCCCAUCGUGUAAGCUGGAAUGUGACAGAUGGCAUCCUGGGCUAAGAGGCAAAGAUAAUGCUGGUGCUCAGCUGGCUGUCCUUUCCCUUUUCAUGAAGCUGGAACCACACCCAUGGAAUGAUAGUGCAUACAUUCAGGGUUGGUUAGACUUCUAUGGAAACAUCCUCACAAACACAUCCACAGGGGUGUGUCUCCUAGGUGAUUCCCAGUGAAUAUUAACCACCACAGAAAUCACUGCCUGCCCUACCCCCCCUUCCCGUACAGUGUAUGGGUUUUUAGCAUGCCCUCUCUGACUCACUCUCACUCAGUAGCAGGCAGUCCUGGAGCCAUCUGUGUGUCAGGUGCCCGUGACCUUCAGAGAUGUGGCCGUACACUUCUGCAGGGAAGAGUGGGAGUGUCUCAGCCCCAGCCAGAGGACCCUCUACCGGGAUGUGAUGCUUGAAAACUUCAGGAACUUCGUCGAGCUGGGAUACUGUGGCCCUAGACCAGACCUUAUUUCUCACCUGGAUCAGUGGGAUGAACCAUGGGUUGAAGACUGGGACAGGCCUGAGUUUCUAGAAGCACAAAAAGGUGUCUGCCCAGGAGGCAGAAAGUCCACAGAUCGUAAGAGAGCCCGUGUUCGGGCUUCAGCUCAUGAGAGGGCCCAUCCACGGACAGGAGCCAAGAGGGGGCCUACCUUGAAGAAGAGUGUCCUGACAUUGGGGAAGGUGCGCCUCCCCAGAGCCACCUCUGGCAAGAAAGCGGACCAACCGGAAGCUUUCCAGAACCGGAUGUGUGGGAAAUCCUGCAGGAAGCAGCCAGGCCUGAGGGAGCAGGGCUCGAGUGGUGGGGAGGGACAUCCCUUCAUCUGUGGCACGUGUGGGAAGGCACUGAGCUGCCACAGCCGCCUGGCUGCUCACCAGACAGUGCACACGGGAACCAGGUCCUUUGAGUGCUAUGAGUGUGGCCAGACGUUCCGCUGGGUGUCAAACCUCCUGCGCCACCAGAGGAAUCACACGAGCGAGAAGCCCUUCUGCUGCGAGGUGUGUGGACAGGCCUUCAGCCUGAAGGACCGCCUGGCACAGCACCGCAAAAUCCACACGGAGCACCGCCCCUAUGGGUGCGGGGACUGCGGGAAGGCCUUCAAACAGAAGUCCAACCUGCUCCGGCACAGACUCGUUCAUACUGGAGAGAGGCCCUUCUACUGUGGCAGCUGUGGCAAGGCCUUCCGCACGAAGGAGAACCUCAGCCACCACCAGCGGAUUCACAGCGGGGAGAAGCCCUACACCUGCGGCGAGUGCGGCAAGGCCUUCAGGUGGCCCAAGGGCUUCAGCAUCCACCAGCGGCUGCACCUGACCAAGAGGUUCUACGAGUGCCAGCACUGUGGGAAGGGCUUCCGCCACCUGGGCUUCUUCACGCGGCACCAGAGAACUCACGGGCGUGGGGAAGUAUGAAGGCACCCCUAGGCAGCUGGGCCUUCCCCGCUCUGGGACUUGGGGGAACCGCAGCGGGUGCUCUCUAGAAGCCAGGUGGUCCCCAAGUCCCUGAGGAAGUUCGGCCAGGAAAUGGACACAGGGAGGCGGGCAUCACGUGUGCAGGCAGAGCCGGCCACAGCUCUGGCUGCGUCCCCUGAGGAGUUUGCCCCUGUCCUGAGUGUCACUCGGGUGCACUUUAAUCCCUCUCUCUUCCAGCUCUUUCACCAUGGCUCCUGUUUGUGGGAGGGAGGCUGGAGCUGACAAGACGGCCCGGUGGGUAAAGGCACUUGUGGUAAAGCCCGAGAACCGGAGUUUGGUGCCCAGGGAUCCACACGGUCAGAGGAGAGAACCAGAUGCCCUAAAUUCUCUAAAUUCCUGCAGCACACGUGUGCAUACAGACGCACAAUAAAUACAUAAAUAAAUGGGGGGAUAAAAAGCUUCUUCAACCUCAACAGGGGGCCAUAGAAACAAACACCCUUGUUAACGGGCUGCAGAGAGACCUGGAUUCACACUGGGUAUCUAGCGUGGGGGUAUGUGAGAAGCAGCCACAGACUGUACACGACCACCCGGGUAGAGGAAGUUUGUUGAAAUGUCCUCAGCAGUUUCUCUAGCAGUUUAUUCAGCUAGAGGUACCGGAUCUUUGGUUCUAUUUAUUUGGUCUCAUUAAAGCAUAACCAGAGGUUAUGUCCCAGUGGUGUGGGAACUUAGAUGAGCCUUUGCUUCAGGCGGGACUCUGUCCCUGCAUAGAGCUGUCCUAGUGUCGGGCAGGGAGGGGCAGCUGGAGCCUCUGCUGGGCAUGUGGUU